Arabidopsis arenosa is the source of this 915-nucleotide messenger RNA. Lineage: Eukaryota; Viridiplantae; Streptophyta; Magnoliopsida; Brassicales; Brassicaceae. The record is from the annotation of a GenBank genome assembly.
GCCACGUAUCAUAACUGAGUUUUCUUCUACAUCAAUAACAACAAAUCAAUUAUCGAAGAAGCCAUGACUAAUGAUACUACAAUCGUCCAUGAAUCUCCUAGCCUCCUUCGUGCAUGGUGGAUGAACAAGAACCUACGAUACGAUGUUGCCAUGAGCAGCAUCAUUCUAAUCAUUAAUAUUGCAGCGAUUGUGUAUAUGAUAACCCACAAGAUCCCCUUAAAUAAAGCUGAUCCAGCUCUUUUAAUUUUGGUUGUUUCCAUUAUUUUCUACGUCUUGUUCGGCAUAGUUAGCUGCAUCAGUUGGGUUAUGGCAAUCGAGAAUGUCCGCCUAGCAUCUGAAGCUUACGUCUAUGGACGUAUAGGUCACACGUCUGGCUUUGGUAUAUUCCUAGACCUCCUCUAUUCGAUUUCUCCUCACUUGGCUCUACACUUCGGUCUACCUUGUUUGCUAUGGUUCGUAGCCGCCAUGAUUGCACCGUGUUGUCCGUAUCUAUGGAAAGGUCUAUGCAAAAGAGUGCAAGAACUACGAGAUUGGUGGAAGUUUGUGAAUCGACCACAAUCGUCAGUUGUUAUUGUUUAAGGAUGAACAAGGACCUACGAUAUAACAUUGCGAUGAACAGCUUCAUUUUAAUCCUCAACAUCGCAGCGAUAUUGUAUAUGAUCACCUACAAGAUUGCGGUUGAAUCAGAUAUAACUACAGAUUUGCUAAGUGGUUUCGGUGUUUCGUAUAUCAUUUGCGUCCUAGUUAGUUUCAUAAGUUGGAUUGUGGCAAUCACGGAUGUGUCAGUAUGUGACCUAGGAUACACUUCUGGACUUUUCAGUCACAACUUUGGCUUCGUUGUUCUCCUCCACUUCCUCUAUUGUAUAUCUCUCAACUUUGCCCUACUCGUCGGUCUAAUAUAUGCUCUACCUUUUU